Molecule: messenger RNA, 1461 nt
Organism: Poecilia reticulata (guppy)
Lineage: Eukaryota; Metazoa; Chordata; Actinopteri; Cyprinodontiformes; Poeciliidae
Biological process (GO): regulation of transcription by RNA polymerase II
Cellular component (GO): chromatin; transcription regulator complex; PcG protein complex
Molecular function (GO): RNA polymerase II cis-regulatory region sequence-specific DNA binding; DNA-binding transcription factor activity, RNA polymerase II-specific
Source: RefSeq, a predicted model, not a curated record
ACUUUUAUUUUGAAAGGCAUUUGUAAACGAAGGCACCGUUAACGCUUUUGUUUUGCCGUCUCGCGGGUCAAAACCACCCGAAGGCUGGCUUGAACACAGUGAAUUACCCCAACGUAGCGACCUUGAAAGCCASCAUGGAGGCUCGUUUCAACCCCAAGGUUCUGCUACACAGAUUAGAUGUUCAACAGCUAAUGAUAGUUAAAGAAGAAGCUCCUGAUGACCACAAACCUUGUGUUGACCUGUAUGACCCAAAGCCCCACCACGUAAAAGAGGAACAGGAGGGAAUCUGCAUCAGUUUGUGGGGAGGGCAGUUCAGUGGGAAGGAGAAGAUUGAUGCCUUCAAGUUUCCAAUCACUGCUAUUGCCAUAAAGACUGAAGAUGAUGAACAUCCCCCUUUGCUCUCRCAGUUUUAUCAAGACCAAAUUAAAUACAGAGAGUUUCCAGAAGAGAACGACGAUUGGGAAUCCAUCAAGAUAGAAGAUCAUGGAGAUGGUUCCAACUCCUUAGAGCUUGAAGACACUGAGAAGGAUGAAGAGGACGAUGAUGAUGUAAAGUACCCUGUCUCUGAGCUGGCACACUUGUCAGACUCUGGACUGAAAACUAAAAACAUGGGCAGUGAAUGGAAGGAGAGUAGAGCUCCUGAGUCAGAGGAAGACCUUGUUGACCGAGUUUUAAGCGUGUCUGAAAUUACUGAACAACUUUUUCGUUGUUAUUCUUUCCAGAGACAUAUGACAGAGUCAGAAACAGGGCAUUUAAGCUCUUUGGAUGACAGUGGAUUGAAAGAGAAGGAAAUUGUGGACUUAGAAGUCCAGACAGGAGAAAAGUUUCACUGUGAAGACUGUGGAAAGAUGUUUAGUCAUGAACGAACUUUAAACGCACACAUGAGAAUCCACAGGGAACCUAAACCUUACUGUUGCGUUCUCUGUGGAAAUGGAUUUAGCACAAAAUCAAGUCUAAACAGACACAUCAGAGUCCACACAGGACAGAAACCUUACUGUUGUGAUCUCUGUGGCCGUAAAUUCUCUCAAAAGGGACAUUUAGCGCAACACGUGGUGCUCCACACUGGCCAGAAACCCUUCUGUUGUGAUGUCUGUGGACAAAGAUUUAGCCUGAAAACAUGUUUAACCAGACACAUGAGAGUCCACACAGGAGAGAAAUCUUACUGUUGUAGCAUCUGUGGAUAUAGAUCUUCUCAAAAAGGACAUUUAGCACAACACAUGGUCGUCCACACUGGAGAGAGACCUUUCCAUUGUAAUCUCUGUGGACAGAGAUUUACAGGGAAAUCGAGUUUAAAGAAACACACGAGAAUCCACACAGGUCAAAAACCUUUCUGUUGUUAUCUCUGUGGACAUAGGUUUACACAAAAAUCUAACUUAAAUGCACACAUGAAAAUCCACGCUAAAGGGGAAGUUGCUUAGUUAUGAAUAAACAAGCUGCAAAGCUGCAGUUGACUGUAAAAUA